Thamnophis sirtalis is the source of this 784-nucleotide messenger RNA. NCBI's taxonomy places the organism in Eukaryota, Metazoa, Chordata, Lepidosauria, Squamata, Natricidae. The record is from RefSeq and is a predicted model, not a curated record.
GCAUGCGGAGGAGCCGGGGCUGGAAGAGGCAUAGGAGCCUUUCGGGCGUACUUGUCUGCUUACAAGCGGAGAUCUUCCCUGAUUCUCUCGGGACGCUGGUGCAGGCACCAUGCAUCGCUUGUCGGGGCUGAGCAGGGAAGCCGCUGUCGCCGCCGCCGCCGCCACUCCCCCUCGCCUCCCGGACCGCCGAGCCGAGGCCGUCCGCUUCCUCGCCUGGCUGGCCACCGGCAAAGAGCGCCGCCGACGGCCCUUCAAUGCCCAGCGCACCAACGCCCAGCCGCUUCUCCUGGCUGGUUGGAGCAGCGCCGCCGCCGAAGCCCCCGCGCUGCAGCUGAAGGAGAAGGCGCCUCGCGAGAAGAUCCUCACGUUGGAAUCCAUGAACCCGCAGGUCAAGGCGGUGGAGUACGCGGUGCGGGGACCCAUCGUCCUGAAAGCGGGCGAGAUCGAGAAGGAGCUGCUGAAGAUUGCUUGUGAUAGUAUCAGUUACGUUGUUCAGGUUAUGCUUACACCACCUGGCUCGUACAGUGCCAGCCAAGGAGUCAAUUGCAUCCGUGAAGAUGUAGCGGCAUACAUUGAGCGGCGAGAUGGCGGUGUCCCCGCCGAUCCAGAGAACAUUUACUUGACCACAGGAGCGAGCGAUGGCAUUGCUGUGGUGGCACUUUGCACUUAUCCCAUCCUGCUGGACAGCCCCAGUUUCCCAGAAGACUCCAAGAAGAGGGCAAGGCGGAUCUUACAAGGCUGCGGAGGCAACAGCUUAGGUACUUCCAUCACUUUUUCACAUUAG